Molecule: messenger RNA, 2425 nt
Organism: Xenopus laevis (African clawed frog)
Lineage: Eukaryota; Metazoa; Chordata; Amphibia; Anura; Pipidae
Gene: btg5.2.L
Product: B-cell translocation gene 5, gene 2 L homeolog
Exons: 5
Coding region: 146-871 (241 amino acids)
Source: RefSeq, a predicted model, not a curated record
GAGCGUGACGUCAGUGCGGGGAUUCCCUCCCCUCAGGAUUGAGUCACACAGUGGUGGGAAGUUACAGGAUCAGUAGUAGCUCCGUCACUCGCAGAGCAGUCACACACCGGCUCGGUAGCCACAGAUUUGCACCUAACAGAGAGUCAUGCAGGAGGAGGUGAAGUUGGGGGCAUCUUACAUUGUAAGGCUGCUGAACCGACACCAGAAGCUGGACAGUGAGCAAGUGGAAAGGUUCACCGAGACUCUCACCAAUUUGCUUUGUGACAAGUUUGAAGGACACUGGUACCCAGACACCCCACAGAAGGGCCAGGCAUACAGAUGCAUCCGGAUAGAACAGAGCCACCCUGUGGAUGAUACGGUAUUACAGGCCUGUAUACAGAGUGGCCUACGAUGCUCUCAGCUUGCUCUGCCGAGAGACAUGUCCCUCUGGAUCGACCCCAAAGAGGUCAGCUGCCGGCUGGGGGAGAGCUGCCGCCCAUUUAUCGUGAAAGCCCCAGAAGACCAGAAGAUCCCUAAAUCCCAGUCCCCGGACAAACUGGACCUGGAGACGUCGGACUAUCAUUCAGACACAUCAGUCACUCCAUCGGAGAGCUCCAGCGAGGAUGAGGAACAAGGAGGCAAAAAAAAGACUACGAGCGCUUCCCAAGUAGUCCCUAAAAAGAUGGGCACCCAAUUCUAUUACAGCCCCACUCCAGCAUCCCCCGUUUACUACCAGUACCCCAGGAAUACACUGAGCCUCAUCCCUGCCUUUCAGCCCGUCACCUUGUAUUAUUACAUCCCGAAACCCCCAAAGGUUUAUCCCAGCGGGAAGUCCAAAGGAUACCAACAAAAAUGGAAACCCACCAGGACUCCCCUGCAAAGCACCGCCUGAAAUCUGAGUGAGCAGCAGUUUCACACGGAGACCACUGGGUGGUGCCCUUUUCAAGUUGAAAGUCCAUCAAGAGCAGCUCUUGGUUUGCAGAUCCAAGACUUGCUUCCUUGGAAUUCUCAGUAAGAAACUGUUGCAUAUGAGCCAGACUUUCUUUCUUGGUCUACUACGGUGUGCAAACUUAAUGUGGGUGCAACAUUCCAAGAUCCAAUUAGGGGGCACACCUUUACCAGUGCUGGCCUGGUGCCCAGUCAUUCUCUAUCAUAUUCUCUUACAGGUCUAAACUGAAUGUUAAUGGGAUGCCAAUGGUUAUUUGCUUUAUAAAUGGGCAUGUGUGCCAACCUCCAGGAUAAGCUUAUGGCAAUGCCCUGUGACAUCAUGAAAAAUGACAGUUUAUCUGCCCACAUGUUAUCCAGCCAAACAGGCACAGUGGGCAAGUAGACAAGUGGUAAUCCCUGUUUUUUUUUUUUUUUUUGAACCCCUGUGUAUUUGUCUGGUCCUGGGUCAAGAAGGGAGGAAGGGGUGUUAAUCCUGCAGUGCUGCAGCUCUAGUUGAACUACAAUCAUAUUCUAGUUAGCUGAGAAUGCUGGGAGUUUUUGCCCUGAUGCCUCUAUCAUUCCGAGAGAUUAGUAGCUGCCCAACAGACUCCCAGUAGCAGCUACUAAUCCCCUGCUAACAUCUCCAUUAUCACUUUCAUUCCUUCUGUAGUUAAUUUGCUGCUACUGAUAACGAACCUGAACCUCUGGCUUCUCUCCUUAACUCUGUGUUAUUUAUACUGUAUAUUAACUGCCCUUCUCUCUUUAUUUAUAGCCUUUUAUUUAAUUAACCCUUGGCAUCAGAAUGUUGGCAUAUUUAGUCCAGUAGCAAUUCUCAGCCUACAGGGGAUGCUGGGAAAUGUAGUGCAGCAACCAUGGGUCACUCCUGUUUCUAAGUAUGUUAGUGUAAUAUAUAGAUCUAUAAAUCAUCUCUAAAUUCCCCAGAACCUUCACUGACCUCAUUGCUCUAAAGUAAUUGGUUAUUAUUCUGCUUAUAAUUAGCACCAAGUGAACUUUCCUGUUUGUUGGGUGACAGUUUCUUAUAUCCCGAUUCUCUUGCCACAUUUAGUUCCGCCGCUCGCUCCCGGGGAAUUCUGGGCAACAACGCCCCAUGUUUAAUGUUAAUUAUAAGCAGAAUUCACCUUCUCUGCGUUUUUUAAUUGGCUCCAUGGGGGGCGUGGCUUAUUGCGUAGCACAUUCUUCUGUACAUAAUAAUAAUAUAUUGCUUCUGAUUGGCUGACUCUCAAAGGCACUGGCUUGAUGGAGGUGUCUAUGGAGAACCCCUUAGUGGAGGGAAGCAACAUGGCAGCUUCUGUAGCUUUAUGAUGGAAAUGUGAAUGUAAAGUCCAAGGAGGGUAAACUCUACUUACAAAUAUAACGUUUAAAUUAUAUGAUUAUGUUUCCUAUGCAAUGUUUGCAGGGCUUAGCAUUAAUACUCUGUUGGGUUAGUAUUAAUACUCUCCUUGUGCCAAUGUUCUCACACAUUCCCCGAUGGUUUGUUGUACAUUGUUAUAUUGUUACU